This is a messenger RNA of Stegostoma tigrinum, 545 nucleotides long. Its product is annotated as histone H3.2. The transcript has a single exon. The coding region runs from base 35 to 280 and encodes 81 amino acids. Gene Ontology annotation, molecular function: structural constituent of chromatin; protein heterodimerization activity; DNA binding. Lineage: Eukaryota; Metazoa; Chordata; Chondrichthyes; Orectolobiformes; Stegostomatidae. Gene Ontology annotation, cellular component: nucleosome. The record is from RefSeq and is a predicted model, not a curated record.
CAGCUUGCGUGUUUGUUGCAGAGAGUUGAAGAGAAUGGCCAGAACCAAGCAGACAGCGCGCAAAUCCACCGGAGGAAAAGCUCCUCGCAAGCAGCUGGCGACCAAAGCGGCCCGCAAGAGCGCUCCGGCCACGGGUGGAGUGAAGAAGCCUCAUCGCUACCGGCCCGGCACGGUGGCUCUGCGGGAGAUCCGCCGCUACCAGAAAUCCACCGAGCUGCUGAUCCGCAAACUGCCGUUCCAGCGCCUGGUGCGGGAGUUAGGAACUAUGAACUUUAAUUAAUGUAAACCCACAGCGAGCUAUCGAUGUGAUUCAAUGCCACAGCUGUUGCAGAAGCUUAGACAACAGAAGUGUGUAUCUGGAGGAACGCAGCAGGUCAAGCAACAUCUCAGAAGCAGAAAAGCUGACGUGUCGGGAUAUUGCUGAGCGUGCUGUGUGCAUCUAGCUACACAGCUUGGAUACUCCACCAUCUGCAGUUCCCAUAAUUUCUGUUAGAGAAAUUUGUUGGUUCUGAGAUACACUAAUUCACAUUAAAGACAAAAGGUAA